Molecule: messenger RNA, 609 nt
Organism: Cantharellus anzutake
Lineage: Eukaryota; Fungi; Basidiomycota; Agaricomycetes; Cantharellales; Hydnaceae
Product: peptidase S24/S26A/S26B/S26C
Exons: 5
Coding region: 1-609 (202 amino acids)
Cellular component (GO): mitochondrial inner membrane peptidase complex; membrane
Molecular function (GO): serine-type endopeptidase activity
Source: RefSeq, a predicted model, not a curated record
AUGGCAGGUGUCCGCCGACUUCGUUUCCCGCCACCUUCGGCGCUUGCCGGAGCGAUGCCUUCUCAAGGUCGUUUCCGCACUCUUCUAGCACGCCUGCGGGGCCCCCACGGUGCACUGCUAAACACGUUUAUUAUAUGGCAUCUAUUUACCACGCACGUCGGAUCGUUGAAAGCUACUCAAGGUCCCUCGAUGCUCCCCACAUUACGUUCCUCAGGUGACUGGAUACUCGUCGACCGUGUGUCUCAUCGACUUUGCACCGAUCCAUUAUCUGGAAUCGAGAGGGGCACGCUAGUCACUUAUAUAUCUCCUGUGGACCGCAGCCGUCAUGUCUGCAAGCGCUUGAUUGGACUUCCGGGAGAUAUUGUCGAAGUUGAAGUCGCAACUGAGGACGAAUUUGGAUUGGAAGAACGUAGAGCAAUGCACACUGUUGUUCCACAGGGUCAUUUCUGGACACAGGGAGACAACAAAUCUGCCACUCUCGACUCCAACUCAUAUGGGCCAGUCCCAUAUGGACUAUUUACAGGCCAAGUUCGCAGGAUCAUUUCUUUCUGGCCGCCGAGUAUACGACGCGUGGAAACCGUGAGCUUCAUAAACACGGAAGCAAGAUGA